AUGAGCAAGGAAGGUCGUUUAACAUCGAGACCUCCAUUUUUUGAUGGAACAAACUAUCAAAGUUGGAAGAACAAAAUGGAAGCUUUUCUGAUGUUACAAGGUGAAGAUGUUUCUAAUGCUGUUGAGUCUGCAUGGUCUCAUCCCAAGAAGACCAUCCAAGAUGAAGAUAAUAUUAUCUCUCUUGUGAAUAAACCAAAAAGAGAAUGGACUCUAAAUGAAAAGGCUGCUGCAAUCGCCAACUCGAAAGCCUUUUUUUCGAUCUUCAACGUUGUUGAUGAAACUCAAGGGAAGUUGAUAUCAAACUGCAAGAUUGAUAAGGAAGCAUGGGACAUUCUUGAAAAUGCAUUCGAAGGAUCAGUACAAGUCCGAGAAUCAAAACUUGAUCAUGUGGAAACAUUUUUCGAAGGACUGAAGAUAAAUGAAGACGAAACAAUCGUUGUUUACUAUAAUCACUUUAUGGAUGUUGUCAAUCAAGCAGAAGCUCUUGGAAUGCACUUUGAAGAGAAGAGACUAGUGAGAAAGAUGCUUAAAAGUCUCACAAAAAAUUUCAGACCUAAGGUGAUUAUGCUCGAUGAACCACAAAAGCUGAAAAACAUGACAUUGGAUGAAUUGUAUGGUACACUGGUGAGUUAUGAAAUGAAUUAUCUUGAAGAUGAAACUCCUAAAAGUGUGGCAUUAAGUGCUGAAGACAUGGAGCUGAUAGAGUCUGAUGAAGAAAUAGCACUCAUAAGUCGUAAACUUUCUCGAAUGAUUAGUGAUAAAAGAGCAGCUAAGCUGAAGUAUGGAAAAUUUCCAAAUAAAAGUGGUUAUCGUGAUGGAAAUGCAUCUAGCUCGCAGCAAAAGUACUCAGAUCAGAAACCAACAAGUUACAACAAGCCAAAAGGAAAAUUCGAAGGUGGCUUCAAGAAAAAAUUCACAGUGUCUACUAAGCCUGAUACAGUUCAAGAACCAACUUGUUAUGGAUGUGUUGGUGUAGGACACAUUAAAUCUGAAUGUCCAGCUGUAAAGAAGAAAGAAAAAAAAGCCUACCAAGCUACUUGGAGUGAUAAUGAUGAGGAAGGCUCUGCUGCAGGUGAAGAAAAUUCAGAGAAUGAUGAACUUGUGGCGUUCAUGGCUGGUGUUGAUGAAUCUAGUAAGGUUGAUGAUGAUAAAUCAAACGCUGAAAAUUCUGAGGAGUCAAAAGAAUUGGAUGCUGAUGAGUUGAUUGAAGCAUAUGAGGGGAUGGUUGCUAAACAAAAGAAAUCCUUGGUGAAAAACAAAGAAUUAUUGAAUACCAUUUAUCGAUUGGAAGACCAAAAAGACAAACUUGAUGAUGAGAUUGAACAACUGAAGAAAGAUAUUAAGGCUAACUCUACUGAAUUAUAUGGUUUAAAGGUUGAAAAUCAGAAGUUGAAGGAAGAAAAUGACAGACUUCAAAAAGGAAAAGAAAAAUUGGAUGAACUUAUUUCGAUUGGAAAACCUUUUGGAGAUCAUAAAGGAAUUGGUUUUUGCAAAACCUCUCAAAGUAAACCAACUACAUUUGUUCGUGGUGGUCUUCUUACUGAUGUUAAAGUUCCAGAAAAGAAAUAUGCUCUAGUGAAGAAACAGAAGUCCAGAAAGAACAGAAGCAGGAAUUGGAACACAGGUCGCAGAACUCAUGAUGUUAAACCAUUGUCAUUACGUCCAGAUGACUGCAAAUAUUGCAGAUUUCCAGGUCAUACAGCUGAAAAAUGUCUCAGAUUGGCGAAGGAUGUGAUGAAUGGCAGAAAUAUUGAGUGGCCUACUGAAGGACUCAGACAUAAUAUCAAAGUCAGAUUGGUGUGGAUGCCGAAGGAAAAUCAAAAGCAAUUGGAGUGCAAUGUUAUCUUGUCAAGCCAAGAAUCAACUAGAUCUGAUCGUUGGUAUUUUGAUAGUGGAUGCUCCCGUCACAUGACAAACCAAAAGAAUCUGUUGAAAAACUUUGUUGAGGAUAGAAGUGGUGAUAUUAUCUUUGGAGAUGGUGCAAAAGGAAAGAUUAGUGGCUAG
Molecule: messenger RNA, 2004 nt
Organism: Andrographis paniculata
Lineage: Eukaryota; Viridiplantae; Streptophyta; Magnoliopsida; Lamiales; Acanthaceae
Exons: 1
Coding region: 1-2004 (667 amino acids)
Molecular function (GO): zinc ion binding; nucleic acid binding
Source: RefSeq, a predicted model, not a curated record